This is a messenger RNA of Myodes glareolus (Bank vole), 2085 nucleotides long. RefSeq names its product CDAN1 interacting nuclease 1 (gene Cdin1). Gene Ontology annotation, biological process: erythrocyte differentiation. The record is from RefSeq and is a predicted model, not a curated record. Gene Ontology annotation, cellular component: nucleus; cytoplasm. NCBI's taxonomy places the organism in Eukaryota, Metazoa, Chordata, Mammalia, Rodentia, Cricetidae.
AGUGCAAACAGUUCCACAGCCCGCCUCAACCGCGGAGGUGCAGCUUGGGACACAGCGUGUCUCCGCCCUGCGGUGCAGCUAGGGGGUGUGCUUUGGGGGCAAAGAAGGUAGCUAGGAGUAGGAGCCAGGGUCGUGCUACGUUCGGCCUUUCCCUCGCUUCCUGGCACCAAGGCCGCACGAGCCCAAGGGUGAUUUUUCCUUGGGCCCAAUAUGAUACUAACCAAAGCUCAGUACGAGGAGAUAGCCCAGUGCCUAGUGUCUGUACCGCCCACCAGGCAGAGCCUGAGGAAGCUGAAGCAGAGGUUCCCCAGUCAAUCGCAGGCCACUCUGCUGAGCAUCUUCUCCCAGGAGUACCAGAAACAUAUUAAAAGGACACAUGCCAAACAUCACACACCAGAAGCGAUUGAAAGUUAUUACCAGAGGUACCUGGAUGGUGUGGGGAAAAACGGAGCAGCCCCUGUGCUCCUCGAGCUGGCCAAUGAGGUGGACUAUGCACCCUCAUUAAUGGCUCGGAUUAUCCUGGAGAGAUUUCUACAAGGGCAUGAACAGACUCCACCCUCCAAGUCUGUUAUCAAUAACAUGCUACGGGACCCUUCUCAGAUUCCAGAUGGAGUUCUAGCCAACCAGGUCUAUCAGUGCAUUGUGAACGACUGCUGCUACGGACCGCUGGUGGACUGCAUCAAGCAUGCUAUUGGUUAUGAGCAUGAAGUCCUGCUGAGAGACUUGCUUCUGAAGAAAAACCUGUCCUUCCUUGCCCCUGAGAUUUACGGGAAACUGAAGAUACCAGGUAUCUCAGAUGAAGAUCAGCUCCGCGCAAAGGGCUACGACAAAACACCAGACUUCAUUUUACAGGUGCCCGUGGCUGUGGAAGGGCACAUAAUUCACUGGAUUGAAAGCAAAGCCUCAUUUGGUGAUGAAUGUAGCCACCACGCCUACCUGCAUGGCCAGUUCUGGAGCUACUGGAAUAGGUUCGGACCUGGCUUGGUCAUCUACUGGUACGGAUUUAUCCAGGAACUGGACUGCAACCGGGAAAGGGGCAUCCUGCUCAAAGCCUGCUUCCCCACAGACAUUGUCACCCUAGGCCACAGCACCGCUUGACCCCGAGGAUCCUGGAAGAGAAGCCGGAAGCAAUGCUGCUUUCCUGCAGUAUAAACUCCUGGCAACAUCUGCCCUGAACUUGAGCUGAACCCUGGCUGCUGCAGUCUCAGCCCUACCUCGCUAGACAAACAUAUCAAAAGGUUCUGCUUUCCUUCAGCCCUGGUUGAUGGGAAUAGCGGAGAACUCCGGACAUAACCGCUCACUAUCAGCAUCUCCGUCUCUGACACAAGCUUAGUUUAUAGAUAGUCAUAAUCCUGCUUCCUUCCUGAUGCUUUCUCCUUGUACACUGAACAGAAGGAAAGGUGUGGAGACCGAAGGGUGGGGUUUUCCAGUUCCCCUCCCUGUCAGCCAGUCCCUUCUUUUCCCUCUAAACCUCCUUCUACCACCGCGCCCUCCUUUCUCUGCAUGGCCACUCUGAGACUAGGUGUUGCACUAACAUCAGGGAGUAUUACCUAGCACAAAUCUAGGAAAUCUGGAGACAGGAAGUCUGUUAAAAUGUGUGCCUUUUUACCUGGAGCUCAGCAGAGCGGGACAGAGACUUCUGUGGAAACUUAUGGCCUCCUGACUUGUGUGGCAUCCAGCCAAGCUGCAGAAGUCCCCCUUGACGAUAAUGUCCUCUGUUCAUAAAGCUUAUUUGGACCCCAAACAUUUCACUAACGUCUCCUGAGAGGAUGAGUGAAAUUGUGUAUGCAAACCAUGCUCCUUUGGCUUGCAUGAGGCCAACUACUAAAGCUAAGCCUCCCUGUCGACGGCAGCCCUUUGAACAGGACUGCUGGCCUAUACAAUGUUGGCCACUAUUUUUAUGAGAUAUUUUUAAAAAGUAUAUUCAUGUGUACUGCCUUGUGUUUGCAUUUUAUACCAAAUAAUUGUGUAGCACUCAAAUAAUUUAGACAUUAUAAAUAAUCAGCUUUGAAUGAAUUAAGUGUACCAGAAAAUAAUCCUGGAGCGGUUUUUAAAUAAUCAAAAUAAAAGAGAUUUUGUAUUUUA